Messenger RNA from Cylicocyclus nassatus, 711 nucleotides. NCBI's taxonomy places the organism in Eukaryota, Metazoa, Nematoda, Chromadorea, Rhabditida, Strongylidae. The record is from the annotation of a GenBank genome assembly.
AUGGCACAAAUGGUGUUCAGCUCUACUUCAGAGGCAUUUACAUUGACAGCGCCACCUGAAUCCUACGGCAAUCGUCUUCUCAUUUCGUGGCUAUCGUUUUUCCAAUCACUUUGCCUUCUUUUUGAGUGGGUCGGCACCAUCUACACAGCAUUGUACACGCCGACCGUUAUUCGCUCUGUUUGUUUUCAUCUAAUAUGCAUUUAUGUAUUCGUACACUGUAUGCAAACGGGCUUGCUAGCAACGAUAGCUGUGGAUCUCCUCAUAUCAAUUGUUUGUCCAUUGCUACACCGUGUUUCAAGAAAUGGACUGUAUGUAGCGAUAAUGUCUCUGCCCUCCACAGUGUACGGACUCUUGUCAGUGGCUCUUGGUUUUGUUUUGAGUGAUGAUAAUAUAAUUGUCAUGUGUAAUCCACCUUCCUCACUGCAAAAAAGAGCAAAUGAAUUUUGGUAUGGAGUUGCAUUCGCAGCGGGAGCAGUGACAAUUAUCAGCUACCUUCUUGCCUAUUUCAUUCUUUUUCAUAAGAAUCAACAACAAGAGUUGGCUAGAAGAUCGAUGCGCAGUCUAAGCAUCAUAUUGCUUAUAUUUUUACUGACACGAUAUACUGCAACCAUCGGUGCUAAUGUGAUGAACAUGGUAAAUGCAGAUCCCAGCGUGGUCACACUUUUUCAGAACUAUUGUAUUAUCGCCAACAUCUCUGGCAUCAGCAGAUAA